UUCCAGGAUGCAUGUAGAUAUUUCCUCAUAGAAAGUGGAUUGGCCCUCUUUUUAGCAUUUUUAAUCAAUGUAGCAGUAAUCUCAGUCUCAGGCACUGUUUGCUCCGCCGCAAACCUCUCCGCUUAUAGCAAGGAUCAAUGCACUGCUAUGACUCUAAACUCGGCUUCUUUUCUUCUAAAGAAUGUGCUGGGAAAAUCGAGUUCGAUUGUUUAUGCCAUUGCACUACUAGCCUCAGGGCAAAGUUCCUCAAUCACAGGCACAUAUGCUGGACAAUUCAUCAUGCAGGGCUUCUUGGAUUUAAAGAUGAAGCAAUGGAUGAGAAACUUGAUGACAAGGAGCAUUGCCAUUUUACCAAGUCUUAUUGUUUCAAUUAUUGGUGGACCUCAGGGAGCAGGCAAACUAAUUAUAAUUGCAUCGAUGAUACUGUCGUUUGAACUGCCAUUUUCUCUGAUCCCUCUUCUUAAAUUCAGUAGCAGUAGCACCAAGAUGGGACCUCACAAGAAUUCUAUUUAUAUUAUUCUUAUUUCAUGGAUCUUGGGUUUAGGAAUCAUGGGCAUCAAUGUGUAUUACCUAAGCACAGGAUUUGUGGGUUGGCUAAUCCACAACCAUUUACCCAAAGCUGGAAAUAUUGUAAUUGGUGUGAUAGUGUUUCCCCUAAUGGCCAUUUAUAUUUUAGCAGUUAUCUAUUUAGCUUUUCGGAAAGAUACUGUUGUAACAUUUACUGAGCCAACAAAAGAAGACCCAAUGGCCCAAGUUCACAUGGAGAAUGGACUUGUAAACCCUAUUGGGAUUGAGUCGGGCCAUGUGCCUUACAGAGAAGAUUUGGCUGAUAUUACUCUGUCAAGAUAAGAUGAUUUUAACCCAAAAUCAAAUGUAUGAUGAAAUGAUAUGAUAUUUUGAGUUAUUAGUGUAUACACAAUGUUGCAAUGAGUUCACUGUAGAGCUAGUCAUCAGUUGUAUUUCAGAAUUGUGGUUGGCACUUGGCAGUGUUAUUUUGGCAUGGCUCUCGAAUUUGAUUCUGCCAAAAGGUUAAUUUUAAUU
Pistacia vera is the source of this 1041-nucleotide messenger RNA. Its product is annotated as metal transporter Nramp5-like. NCBI's taxonomy places the organism in Eukaryota, Viridiplantae, Streptophyta, Magnoliopsida, Sapindales, Anacardiaceae. The transcript has 5 exons. Gene Ontology annotation, molecular function: cadmium ion transmembrane transporter activity; manganese ion transmembrane transporter activity. The annotation marks the transcript as partial. Gene Ontology annotation, biological process: metal ion transport. The record is from RefSeq and is a predicted model, not a curated record. Gene Ontology annotation, cellular component: membrane.